Molecule: messenger RNA, 1310 nt
Organism: Haliotis rubra (blacklip abalone)
Lineage: Eukaryota; Metazoa; Mollusca; Gastropoda; Lepetellida; Haliotidae
Product: electron transfer flavoprotein beta subunit lysine methyltransferase-like
Exons: 4
Coding region: 43-1167 (374 amino acids)
Biological process (GO): peptidyl-lysine trimethylation
Cellular component (GO): mitochondrial matrix
Molecular function (GO): protein-lysine N-methyltransferase activity
Source: RefSeq, a predicted model, not a curated record
GACAGGCGAGUUUCAAACAGAAAAACCGUAGAUCUCAUUCGGAUGUUUAUCAAGCCUAUCCUCCCGCAAACAAGGAAGUCACGUGAUAUAGGUCAGCAAUAUGUACUUGGGUCAAUCACGUUCUGGUAUAAGGGUGAAGCAAUGGUUAUCCGAAGACUUUGUGCACACUACAGCCAAUUAACAAAUGUUAUAGCAUCAGCAAACACUGGCCAUAUAAGCCCCAUAUUUUCAUACAAUAUCUCAAAUAGCCAGACAGUAAAACUCAAAAGCCAAUCCAAAAAGGGCUCCAAAUGCCAAUCAGGAAGUGUCUCUUUCAGCCAAUCACAAAGGUUCUCAAGCAACAAGUCAGGAAAUGUCUCCAACAGCCAAUCAGGAAGUAUCUCCAACAGCCAAUCAGGAAAUGUUGCCAACAGCCAAUCAGGAUGUAUCUCCAACAGCCAGUCUGGAAGAGUUUCCAACAGCCAAUCAAAAACCCUGUGCAGUGACAAUGCCAGCCAAUCUUUACUCUUCCAAAGCAGCAUGAGAGCUGAGAUAAUGAAACAUACAGAGCUCACUAGAGAUCACCUGACACCAGAGAUACAGCUCUACCUAGUGACAAGACAGUGUGAACUCUGGCACAGCAGGGGAGAUAACUCUCCCUUCGUGGACCCCUUCUGGGCCUUCUUCUGGCCAGGCGGCCAGGCAGUGACAAGGUACAUUCUGGACAACCGUGACAAGUUCCGACAGAGGAUGGUCCUGGAUGUUGGGUCGGGAUGUGGGGCUUCAGCCAUUGCUGCUGCUCAAUCUGGUGCCAAGGCUGUGGUGGCCAAUGACAUUGAUGCAGCUGCAACAGUGGCAGCCAAGCUGAAUGCAGAUGUGAACCUCUGUGACAUUACUGUAGAUUCCAGGAAUCUGAUUGGCUCAGUCUGCAACCAAUGGGAUGUUAUUAUUCUUGGUGAUAUGUUCUAUGACAGUGAGUUUGUAAGCUACAUCGGUGAUUGGUUGAGUCAUUAUCUGAAGGCUGGAACAUGUGUUCUCAUUGGCGACCCAGGCAGAUUGACAUUUGAAAAUCACCCAAUGAAAUCACAGCUUACAAAACUGGCUGAAUAUGAACUGCCAAAGCAAAGUCAACUUGAGAAUAAUGGGCUGAAUACAGCAGGUGUCUUUAUGCUGCAAGUGGGAUCUUGAUGGAAACUCCUGAUGUGAUGAAGCUGUAUUAUAUACUAGCCACAUAAAGAAACUGUGCACACAGAAAUUCCUUCAGAAUUGGAAUACAACACAGAAAAGACGACAUGAUGUAGACACUUUAUAAGCUGAAGUAUUGGGCCUCA